GGCAUCCGAGGCUGGGAGGAGGAGAGGGAGGCUGAGGCUGGCUCGGGUUUCACAGACGCGCUCUGACUGCAAAACCUGCCGCACCGCGUGCGCUCUCACAGAGCAGAGCGCGCGGGACUGGGAGAGAAGCCGAGGAGGAAAAGCCGUAUCCAGCAGGCCAGCAGCUGCUGAUGAACUUACAAACUAUUUAUCGUAUUAGCUGGAUGAACUUCUGAUUACGUUGAAGAAGGCAGGAGUUUGAUCACCGCAGAGUCACAAACUGAAAGAAGUACUUUUUCUGUUCUAUUUGGUGCCCUUCACCCGAGGAACACGGGAGUUUCCUGGUUGAUAAAACUAGUUAAUAGCUUAGAAUGGAAGUGGAUCAGAAGCGGAGUACUGCGGCUUCAGCAGGUGAGAAGAGGAGGCUGAGCGCGGAGCGUCAGCAUCAAACUCCUAAGCAGCCCCUGCGGAUAAACUGGAGGCUGUGGUCAGCUCUCAGCGGCUGCAUCGUGGUCUCCUUCCUCUGCUUUGGAGUUUGCGUUUUGGUUUUCCUACGGAGCUCGGACCUGCAGACCAGGAUAGUAAGCGUGGAGCAGCGGCUGCAGGACGCGCAGUUGUCCGCGUGGAUGUUGUCUCCAGAGCAGGUGGAGCCUCUCGUUCUGGCCCGACUGGACCAGAUCCUGGAGGAGAAACUUGCAGUUCGAUUGGCGAAGACCCGGGCGGUGAGGGAAGCUCCCUAUGGGUGCCUGUGUCCCCCCGGACCUCCGGGCCCUCCUGGACGAGCAGGCUUUCCGGGGGACAAAGGAAGCAUGGGAAUUCCUGGAAGAAUGGGCUUAAAAGGACAAGCAGGGGAGAAGGGAGCCCCAGGUGAGCCAGGUCUAUCGAUUAUUGGACCCAGAGGACCUCCUGGACAACCUGGCACUAGAGGGUUUCCAGGCUUUCCAGGUCCCAUUGGAUUGGAUGGCAAGCCUGGCCAGAACGGGCUGAGGGGGGACACAGGUCCGCGUGGUCCAAUAGGACUUCCAGGAGAACCAGGACCCAAAGGGGAGAAGGGUGUUUGUGGAGACUACACACACCGGACUCUCUUUGUGCAGGAUCUUCCUCUAAAAACCCUGGCUGCCUUGCGUUCCAGUCAGGCUCUUACGUUGAAGCAGGGUGAACCGGGAGUGCAGGGGCCCCCAGGACCACCAGGACCCCCUGGACCCCCAGGUACCCCAGGGCUUGAUGGUGCCAGUGGUGCUCCGGGUAAACCUGGGGAACCAGGAAAACCAGGAAAAGACCCAAGGCUAUUACAAGGACUAAAGGGAGAGCCAGGUGUUCCAGGACAAAAGGGUGAUCGAGGCGAUGUUGGCCCCCCAGGUCCCGAAGGCCCCAAGGGAGAUGAAGGAAAGAGAGGUUUCCCAGGAGAGAGGGGCGAAAAGGGAGAGCCAGGUUUCCCGGGUGCCCCCGGGCUGAAGGGCCAGGCUGGAAUCUCUGGUACCCCUGGCAUUCCUGGCAAGAGGGGCUACAGGGGGGAGAAGGGGGAGCCAGGAACUUUGCCUCAGGGUAUGAAGGGAGAGCCGGGUUCUACAGGACUGCCAGGCCCCAUGGGGCCCAAGGGUGACAGAGGUGAUAAGGGGGAUGUAGGGCCAGAAGGUCCAUCUGGACAAAGGGGUCUUCCAGGCCCAGCCGGAGAGCCAGGACGAGCUGAAAUCCAGUCCAGUGAAAAUGACAUCCGAAACAUACCACUGAUGGGUCCCCCUGGAUUGCCUGGACCACCCGGAACACCUGGUGUGCCUGGCACCAAGGGGGAAGUUGGGCUGCCAGGUCCUCCAGGAGUGGAUGGAGAAAAGGGACCUAGAGGGAAGCCCGGAGAGCCUGGUCCAAUGGGCCCCGCUGGUCCUGAAGGUCCCAGAGGAGAGAGGGGUGUCAUUGGCUUAACUGGACCUAAGGGCGACAUGGGUCCAUUUGGAGCACCUGGUUUAGAUGGCCCUACAGGUGAAAAGGGGGCUACUGGGGCCCCUGGCCCUGUUGGAUUACCUGGCACAACGGGUCCCAAGGGUGAACCGGGAGUUGGAGGAAGGUCGGAAAUGAUCUAUGGUCCUCCAGGGCCUCCAGGACCUCCAGGACCAGUUGGCCCUGCAGGAUCACAAGGAUCCUCAGGACCAAAGGGAGAGCCUGGUAUAGGAAUCAAAGGAGAAAAAGGAGCGUCGGGUCAGAAGGGGGACAAAGGAGACAGAGGCCACCUCGGGCUCCCUGGGGCUCAUGGGUUAGACGGCAGACCUGGUCCAGUGGGUCUGAUGGGACCAGCAGGUAUGCCUGGGCCAGCAGGACCAAAGGGGGAGCGAGGUGAAAGGGGAGAAUCAGGAUUACCAGGACCAGUAGGACCACAAGGCAGCCCUGGAUUACUUGGACCGAAAGGAAACCGGGGAGAGAGGGGCAAGAAAGGCGGCAGGGGGGCCAAAGGGGAUAAGGGAGACCAAGGAGCACCUGGAUUAGAUGCCCCUUGUCCGUUGGGCGACGAUGGCUUACCCGUACCAGGAUGUUGGAAUAAAUGACGAUAACUUUGGAAUGGAUUGUGUGAUUGUACAUAAAAUAUUUAUUUUUUUACUUCUCCUUUUCUGAUAUAUAUGUAAACUUUUUGCUAAAACGUUUUGUACAGAUUGUUUAUUUUAUGACAAAGUGGUUACUCAAUGGAUUUUCUUUAACAGUUAUGCAUUAUUUUGAUAGGAUUAAACUAAUAAAAUGAUUAAGUUGAUACAUAUGCAUGAUAUUUGUGCAUUAUGGAAAUGGAUAAUGCUUAUUAACUUAUUGCAUUAUGUUGUUGUUUUUUCAUAUAUAAGACCAUGCUGCACUGAGUUGUGAAGCUGGAAACUGUAUUUGUAUUUAAAAGACCUUAGCUGAUCCCCUCCUCUAUGAUAAAGUGUUAAAAAAAAUAAAAAUAGUCUCCUCAUUUCAGCUCAGUGAUACAGCCAGUGACUUAGUCAGCAAUGUGAAUGAAACAUUGUUCUAUUAUUUCUUAACAAUAUUACUAAGCUUUAUGAUAAUCAAAUUAUUUUUUAGAAUAAAUAUGAGUUAUGAUCACAGGACUGCACUAUACUGUGGAUGGUCUGUAGACUCUAGAAUAUUGGAUUUUGAAAAAGAAAACAACACUGGUUGCUUUGGUUUUAAUUUUUGUAAAUUAGUUAUGUAACAAUCUGAUGUUCUACGUGUCCAACAUUUCAAACUCAACAUAUUUUUCACACUAUAAGGUGCACCUGAAAGUUUUGAUUCUUUCAAAAAAUGACAGUGUACUUUAUAAUCAGGAGCGCCUUAGAUGUGGAUUGAUAUAUAGCGAUUAUGUGUUUAUAUCAUAUAUAUAUGGUUGGGUGUUAUUGUGAGUACGCUAGCUAACCUGUAGUGGUGUCAGACUGGGUUUUGUAUUUUAUGUGUAGCACACCACAUUGAGAGUUAGCGUAGUCACAGUAUAGUUUGUUUUAGCAGUAUUAGUCUGUUUUUUAAUAAUUGGGAGUUAUAGGUAUUGCAAAUAUGGUAAUACUUCUAAUGUGGCUAACGUAUAGUGUGACAAACAAGCUUGAGGUUCCCCAAAUUUACACUGGUCUGUCUGCGGUGUAUCCCCGAUGUGUUGGGUCCAUCUGACGACCGUCAGUUAGCUUACAUUAGCUCCGUUGCGUCUCCCCCUCCCCCAUGGCGCCCGUAGAAGGGGUUUGUCCUGCCACCCCCAUGUUGAGUAGUUUGUCCUACUCUCUUGCUAAUCUCUUCAUUUGUCAGUCAAGCCCCGUCCCCUCUCCUUCCUCUCUAAGGCCUUGUAAAAGGCCUGUUUUUUUGUCAUAAAUGAUGUUGUGUUAUUGUACUUACAAAAUUAAACUUUUGUCAUCCGUGGCAAAACUGGACAACAGUGUUAUCUGCGAUGUUAACGUGCAUUAUCGCAUGGGCAUGUCACCUUACACAUAGAAUACAAUUUUGUAAGGUUUUAUUUUGAAAGUGUUCGGAAGUGUUGGUUUUGAAGCCGGGACUUGUAUCUGUUUUUCUACCAUGAAAUUGACGUGUCAACAGACCGCAAAUAGAACUCCUGCAUAAAGCUUCCAUUGGGAUACAGAAAGGCGAAUGUCAGACGCAGACAUUAUGGCGAUGGAAACAUUCCCUUGAUUAAUGACGUUCUAUCUUUGGUCAACGGAAUGGAGACGCACUGCAAACUGUCCUGUAGAAACCAGCCCUCACUGUGAACACAGUUAAUAAAGUGGGUCAGACUUUAUCUCUGGCCUAUCUCUGACUAUGUUCUGUCGUUUAAUGCGCCUUAUUGGUUGGUGCAUCUUAUAUAUGACAGAAGUUUUAAAAAAAGGGACCAUUUAUUGAUGGUACGCCUUAUAAUCCAGUGGUCCCAAUAGUGCAGAAAAUAUGGUAUGGGAUGUUUUUUUGUUUUUUUUUCAUUGAAAAUGUUGACCAUGAAACCAUAGAAAAUGUUACUUCAAACUAUAAAAUGUAAUGAUAAAAAGGCACUGAUUUGGACAAACUUAUUGUAGUGAAUUUGCUGUGCUGGCACAGCAAGCAGAUUUUUGUAAAUUGCACCAAAAAGCAACAGUGUGUGAUUGGUUGUUUCAGGAGGGUUUGUUGGUUUAAUAAUUACUCUCGUUGCAUAUAUAAAAAAUUCGCAACAAAAAAAUUUUAUUCACACAAACUUAAAAUAAUACACAGAGAUCUUAGUUGUUGUUUUUUCAACAGAGAGGAACCAGCGGCACCAUACAUGAAAAUAAACCCACAAACAUAGACAACAUUUCAGAGAACUAGUUGCCUUGCUGUUGAAGGUCCAGCACCUUAUUGGCCACAGAAGUUUGGAGAAAGGAGUUAAUGGAAAGGAGAAAUCUGUUAACACUGGUUCCAUGGAGGAGGGCUUCAGUUAAGAUCUUCUAACCAAGUCAUUGGUAAAGUAGAGCACCCUGCAGAAGCAGAAGUGAAAUGGAUGUGAUUUCCUAUGAAGUUCUGUUCACUGUAAAUAGCUAAGUGUGUGUUCAUGUGCAGCACUUUUCUUCUUCAUAACAGACUGAUUUUAUCGUAUCGAAAUAGUUUGUAGACAGUUUAUCCUUUAAUCUAAAGCUCUGCCAACCUGCUCAGAGGAAGGUUUCCGCUCAUUUCUGCUGAGGAUCCAUUGACAAAAGAUGAAGACUUUAAAUAGAAUUGAGACUUUUUUUUAGUUACAUUUUACAACUACGAGCCUGCAGCAGCUAUGCUGUACUCAAUAAGCUCGACUUGUUAACUUUACUGAGUAACUUAGCUAUGAAACAAAAGAUUUAACUGGAGUAAAGCUUGAUCCAUGAAACUUCUGCAUUUUCCUCCACUUUGCCUGAGCAUGAUGUUGCCAAUAGAUUUUAUUGUUUGGAUCCUUGCUGCAGUUCCUGAUGUCAUACUGCUGAACAGGAUCUCACAUUAACUUACACCUCAGACAUCAACUGGCCAUUAUAUUUGCCCUUUUUGUCAUGGGAAUGUACAUGCGUAUAUGUUAAAAUGUCAGUUGUGUUAAAGGUGACUGUAAAAUUAAAAGAAAAUUUCUGAAGA
Oryzias latipes (Japanese medaka) is the source of this 5511-nucleotide messenger RNA. The record is from RefSeq and is a predicted model, not a curated record. NCBI's taxonomy places the organism in Eukaryota, Metazoa, Chordata, Actinopteri, Beloniformes, Adrianichthyidae.